AGCGCAGGGAGACGGAGACUUUGUGCUGAUGCUACCACAUUCGCUGCUUUCAGUGUGGCCCGUGUCUUCAAUGAGUUUUGUCACGCCUUAGCGCAAGAGCAGCGGUUCGAUCUCGAGAUCCCUACUACAUACUGUAUAUAUCCAUACCAUAUAUAUCCUCCAGAGAUCAGCAGCAGCAGCAGCGAAUUAAACGACUUAGAAGUUUCGGGUUUCAUUUGACCGUAUCCAAUCCACACAAAAUGCUUACUCCUUGCCUGCUGCUAGUCGCCACAGUCGCCAGUUUCAGCCUGCAGGCGCAGGCCAUCCGGGUGGACUGGGGCACGAACCCAGGACCGAUCGCACCGCCUCCGCCCCGCACUACCCCGCAGCCGCCGAAGAAGCCUUACCGGGAUCCAGCGCCCGUCUGGGAGGACCAGAGUGAUGACAUACCCAACCCCAAUCCCUAUGUCUACGUCCUGCCCCCGCCUUCGCGCCCAAGGACCUGGGCGAUUCCCGCCGGACCCUAUGCUCCGCCCAACUACAACAACCAGCCGCCUAGGGGCAACAACUACGGCCUGCUGGCCACCAGUUCUUACAGCGGGGGAGUGACCUCCGUGCCGGGCCUGGCCGCCCAGUACGUGCCCGGACAGGGCAUCAAGUACACGGCGAUCGUGAUGCCCGACAAGCUGCAGGGCAAGUACAACGCGAAGACCAAGAAGUACAAGGCCUACGAGAAGGCCAAGAACGCGUAUCCCUGGAACUAUUUGCAGCAGUUGCCGGUGGAGGAGAAGGCCUUGGAAUGGCAGGCGGAGCUCGAGAAGCGGCUCGACGAGGAGCAGGCCCAGUCCGCCACGAGCACCACUUCCAGCACCUCAACAACCACCAGCACCACCACCACCAGCACCACCACCCCCGCACCAGCACCUCCAUCCUCGGACAGCACCACAUCUGCCCCAUCGACGACAACAUCUUCGAGCACGCAGCAGCCCACAACAAUUGCCAAUUACAAGCUGGCGGAGGAGAAGAGCGCCCAUCUGAAGAAGCACAACAAGCAGAAGAAGCUCCUCCAGCUGCGCAUGGAGCAGGAGAAGAUGGCGGUGAAGAAGCUGCAGCAGGAGCGAAACUCGUUGCAGACCAGUUGAGCGGUCCAAGCUGCGCUGCCAGCUGAGGAAAAACAAGAAAACAUUAAAGCGAACAUUACCUUUAAGACUUGCCCACAAUGUUGUAAAUAACUAUUAAUAAAAUUAAACAUCCCAUAAUAAAACCUAAUCGAAAUUAAGGAA
This is a messenger RNA of Drosophila suzukii, 1262 nucleotides long. It is a transcript of the gene GV1, whose product is annotated as GV1. The record is from RefSeq and is a predicted model, not a curated record. NCBI's taxonomy places the organism in Eukaryota, Metazoa, Arthropoda, Insecta, Diptera, Drosophilidae.